AUCUUUGAAGUGCCACGUCAACUGCGUCUGUUCUGUGAGUGAGGCCCUCGGCUAUUGCAGCACUAUCUUGAAUGAUGUCGAAUAACUCAGCGGUGUUCGGCAGCAAGCAGAAACUUCUUGCCACAUAUAGAUUCACGGACGAGUUCAAAGUAAGGGAGGAUUUAAUGGGACUGGCUAUCGGGGCACACGGGGCAAACAUUCAGACGGCGCGCAAACUGGACGGAGUGUUGAACAUCGAGCUGGAGGAAAACACGUGCACCUUCAAAAUCUCCGGAGAGACUGAGGAAGCGGUCAAGAAGGCUCGUGCCAUGCUCGAGUACAGCGAGGAGUCGCUGCAGGUCCCUCGGAAUCUCGUUGGCAAAGUGAUCGGCAAGAACGGGCGCAUCAUCCAGGAGAUUGUCGAUAAGAGCGGCGUCGUUCGUGUAAAGAUCGAAGGUGACAACGAACCGGAACCGAGCAUCCCGCGGGAGGAAGGCCAAGUGCCGUUUGUGUUUGUCGGCACGGUCGAAAGUAUCGCCAAUGCCAAGGUACUGCUCGAGUAUCACUUAGUGCAUUUGAAGGAGGUCGAACAACUGCGGCAGGAAAAGCUGGAAAUCGAUCAGCAGCUGCGGGCGAUUCAGGGUGCCACCAUGGGCUCGAUGCAGAACUUUUCCAUGAGUCGUCGAACGGAUCGGGCGUACAGUAGCGAUGUGGAGGGUGGUUCUCGAUCAAACCGAGGUGGCAUGCGAGGCCGUGGCGGUCGGGGUGGACGUGGAGGCAAUAUGCGCUACACUGGUCGGCGAGACGUCGGCGACGAGGAGUACACACCACGAGGAAGUGGUGGCGGCGGAGGUGGUGGGGGUGGCGGUGAUCGUGCCAACGACCAGCGAAACAAUUAUUCGGAAGGUCGAGGCAAUAAUCGUCGUGGUUACAGCGAAAAGCGAGGCACCAGUAGUGGAGGGGGCAAGCGACCAGAUAGAAACAAACCUCAAGGUCAGGGUGGUCCGUCUUCUUCGUCCGGUUCGGUCGGACAGGGCGGUCCAGGUGGUGCUAGUCAGCAGCAUUACCAGUCACAAACGCAACAGCAGCAGUCUGGCGGGAUCGAUGAUCCGUGGUCCGAGUUUCUUGAGGAUAACAAUCGAGAUAGCAAUCGUGAAAUGAAUAGUGUUGAUAGGGAUAGUCACUCAUCGAAUGAAGGAACCCACAACCGAAGUCGCCGAAGAUCGAAGAAUCGGGGACACUCUAACAAGUCUAAUGGAAACGUCCAAUCGUUGAGUGUGAAAUCGGGUAUUGCAACUGCCAAUAGUACACAACAACAGCCACAGCAACCUGGUACCGCAGACCUACAUGACAGCAACAGCAGCAACACGAACGUUUCCGGCAGCACUAAGUCUCAACCGAAUCAUCAGCACAGUACGGCUAAUGCGAAUAAUGCUAGCAAUAAUAACAGUAACAGCGCUUCGCAUCAACAACAGCUGCAGCAACAUCAGCCACCGCCGAAGGCUCAGCGAGAUCGUGACAGCGGUCCGCGAAACCGUGGUGGCCGCGGAGGUGGCGGCGGAGGUGGUAAGCAUAAGCAAAAUCAGCAUCAGAGUAUCCAGAAUCAGGCAGCUGCUGGCGGCUCCCUCAAUAGCAACAGUACUAAUGCUGAGCACCAUCACCAUCAGCAGCCACCACAGCAGCAGCAACAACAACAGCAGCAGCAGCCGCACAAUCCCGUUGGCGGUGGUCCAGGCAAAGAAACGCUCGUUAAUGGCUCCUCAUAGAACCAGCUGGCCAGAGCCCAUCUGCUACUGGUGGGGGCGUGAACUAAAGAUAUAUAUAAAACACACACCUACUAUUACUACUACUACUAAUAAUAAACACACCCACAUAUGAAACAAUGAGAAGUUUAAAACUUACACAAACAUAGAGGAAAAAACUUACUCGACUCGGCAACAACCAAUUACGAAUAUAUUGCGUGUAUUCAGCAAACAUGGGAAGGCAGACAGAGAGUAGAUACACACACAUACACCGAGAGUUUUAGGCAAAACUCGUUUAUGGUAGAAGAUAUGUUUUUUGCUGAAAGUAGCAAACACAAAACCGUGUCGUUGUCGUCGUCUCGUAGAUGUGAGAGCAAAACAAUAAAUUAGACACUCACACGCAGAAAGCAAGAGCAAAAACAAAAUGCAUAACCAUUGAUGAAUGUAAGGGAAACAAAAUGGCCGCCAAUGCUUCAACGGCAUCACCGCAGAGAGAAGAAAACAAGAACAAAAUAAUUUAAACAUAAACAAGCACGUUUAUUGAACUAUAUAGCUUGCAGUAUUUUGAAUAAGAACCCCUUCACACACAUAUUUUAUCCAUUUAUUCUUGCUCUUAAUAUUCUCAUCGCACGUCAGUUCGUUUUACACCCGUUCGUAAAUGAGUUUUUUUUCGUCAAAUUUUCACGUAUAGAAAUUAUUUGAAAAGAUUUGGUUCCAAUUCGAUUCGUUUUUUUUUCACUAUUGCCACCGAGAAAAACAAGCCGAGCCGGUGGUGGCGAGUGAAGAAACUAGUGAUUAAAAAUAUGUUACGUUAUUUUCUUUUCGCAACAAAAAAAAAAUGUCCGAAGAAGAAAGAUAAAAUUUCCAAAACACAUACACAUAUACACACACGCACGACGAAAUUAAAAUAUCAACAUUUAUAUCCCAUAUGAUUUAUAUGAUUGCAGUAAUGUUCAAGCAUAUUGUUUCCCUUAAGUAGAUCGGCUUCGUUUCAUAGAGAAGCGUUAACAAAGCAGUAAGCCGGAGAAAAAAAUAUAACGGCAUGCCCAUUUAGUCAAAACAAUCGCAUAAACUGGCUGCAAAUCCACUACUUUUUCAGCUUAUGUUAAAGUAAAAAAAAAUGAAAUGCAAAUCAAAUAUGAGGUAUAGUACUAGGUAGACAAAAAAGGAAAGGAGCGAGAGAAGAAAAAAAACGAAUACACAGGUUAGACUAUUUUUCUAUCAGUUAAAGUGCUUGGAAUUUCGUCGUUAUUCUCACUCACCUCGUUGUUUUUCCUCCGUGAACGUUCAAUUCUACACCUACACACCCUGUUGUACUAUCCGUUUCCUUUCUUGGCCCAUUGUCGCGUGGCAAGAAGCAUCGUCGUCGGGCCGUGCGCGUUGGUCUAACGGAUCGCGAGAGCAAUCGUAGCGAAGCGCAAAGCGGAAGAACUGAUGAUCCUGCGGUCAUUUUUCGAGCAGUGAAAAAUGAAUUCAGAUGGAAAGAUACAACACAAGGUAUCCCAAGCAUUAUAUUUUUUAUUAUUUUGUUCUAGUUUUACGCGCUAUUUAGUCCUGUCACUGAUAUUUUUAUUUAUUAUAUUAUAGUUUAACUAUUUCUGUGAGAAAAUUGUACUUUAGUUCGAAAAUAACGUUCUGGUGUUGAUGGAUUUUUAUGUUGGGAACAGAAAAGAACCGUUCAGAACAGUUGUUUUGGUCUUUUUCUCUCUAAUUCUUUGUUUUAUUUUCAACCGAUUGCUAAAAUCUAUUUUCCCAACAACAAUUGAGUUGGGUCCCUCAUUAGCUCUGUUAUUCUAUCCAUUGAGUCAAAUUCUCCUUGUCACCCAGAAGGAGGUGUCAUUAGGCGACCGUUAAAGAAGCUCAUCAAAUCACUCAUAAGAGUGAAUCUCACAGUCACCGCUCACCAAGGUGCUGAUAUUUAGACGAAAGGAAUGAACGAAUCGGACAAUGGUAUUAUACUAACUCGAUCGUUCGGAAUUGUUUUUAUUACAAGAGUUACGGUAACAAUGACAAGCGAUCUACGCUUACUCUCACGUGACCUCUUCAACCUUUUUCACGUAAGGUGAGAUGGUCAAAACUAGCUCGUGGGAUGAGAUUUACGCUGAAGUGAAUUUUUUCAGAUGUGAAGACCACGGCUUCCACAAAUGUUAAUGGCUGAAUAGACUUUUGUGCUAAGAAACAGUUAUUUCUAUCAAGUUUUUAUUUGAAAUUUGAUUCGUUAUACCUAUUUUUCCGUGAAUUCUUCGAAUCAAAUUCGUUCUAAGGGAUGGAAAAAUCGUAGGUAUUUUCUUUUAUCGAGCGCAAUCGAAAUUGAGGAUAUAGUUUUAUAAUUUGUUCGAAACUUUUUGGGUUGGCAUGCAAGUAUUUCGUAUACUAAUGGCAUACUUCCAGGCGUAUUGCAGUUAACACAUUUCUUCAAAGCAACUAGUUGAAAUCGACUCGAUAAGUAUAACGAUAAAUAUAAAAUAUAACCGCAUAUAACAAAAUUCAAUCUUUUGUUGUUGUAUAUUUAUAUUUACGAUUUUAUUUAAAAAAAUUAUCAAAUAAUAAUUUUAGAUAUUUCGAAAGGCGAUCAUGUAAUUCUCCACCACCUAAAAAGCAUUAUUUUGCUACAUAGCGUUCACGGUCUAAGGCUGAUUUCUCCCAACAUCAAACUCAAUCAUCGAAUAAUUAAGCAAAUAAGGCUUCUUGUUUUCGUACUUUUCAUUUUAUCACACAGGGGCUUAUUACGGGAGUCACUUCACGGUGAGAACGAAGUGAAAAAAUCUCACGGUGAAAAAAGACGCGUGCAAAUCAAAUGGGAAUCACUUUCACCGUGCCUAUUACGGUUGUCACUUCACCGUGAAGUGAUUCCCGUGAUAAGCCUCACUGAAUUUACUGCAACGUGGACGUUUUUCUUCACCCAGAAUACGGCUGAAACGAUUUUACCCCGCAAGUAAAAUCCUGACAAAAUGUGUCACUCUCAUCAAGCAGCGUUUACUAUGUCCCCGUAAUCGAAUCGAACCUUAAGCUGAACAAAAGCUUAAAUAAAAUCAUGAUCCUCUUUGAUAUAAACAGAAACACAUGCCGAUAAACAUUUGCCCGGGAGAGAAGAAAUCCCACACAUAAAUCGAGGCAAAUUUGCGAAAAGCAUACUAAUAUUGAGUGUUCGUUUAUUUUGAAUUUUGAGAAUGGAACAGAUAUAACGCAUAUGCACUAUCAAACAAGACAAAACAAGAACAAAAAAAAAUAGAUGAAACCAAUUGCUAUUCGAAAAGCUGACAAGUAAAAGAUGAAAAUAAAAAGUAAAAAUGUUACAACAAAAAAUACGCAUUUUUAAAUGUAAAAUUGUAGUUAUGUAUUAGUAAUGAAAUAAAUAAUAAGUUAAAAAGUAACCUAUAGCAAGAACAACUAGUAUCGCCCGUCACUGCGCGCUGAUUGUAAUUUAAACAAAGAACCUCUUUUUGAUAUAUGGGCAUAACAGCAAGAAAAAAAACCCUCAAAAAUAAAAAAAAACUUCUCACAAGUAUCGUAACACAAACAGUCACCCCGUUCCCUCCUUAAAAUUCGUGUAUUUCGCGUACAUCUCACAUUUUUUUCUCGAUAUGAAAAACAUCAUCCCCACAGACACCCCAAAAACACCUUCCUCCCAACCCACCACGCCACCGAACACUCACUCACAUAGACACACGCACAUCCAGUCACACGUACACUUAAUGCGCUCUCGAUUAUGGAAUUUAUAACGACUCAAUGUUAAGCAAACACAGGAACGAGUAAAAAAAAAAAGAAAAAAAAUAGCGAAACAAGUGAGAACAAAAAUAAAACACAAAACAUAUGGAGAAGAAGAGUCAAAUAAAUAAAUAUUGCCUUCAAAUAUUAUAA
Wyeomyia smithii (pitcher-plant mosquito) is the source of this 5582-nucleotide messenger RNA. Its product is annotated as fragile X messenger ribonucleoprotein 1 homolog. The transcript has 8 exons. The coding region runs from base 72 to 1745 and encodes 557 amino acids. Lineage: Eukaryota; Metazoa; Arthropoda; Insecta; Diptera; Culicidae. The record is from RefSeq and is a predicted model, not a curated record. Gene Ontology annotation, cellular component: nucleus; axon; neuronal ribonucleoprotein granule. Gene Ontology annotation, molecular function: mRNA 3'-UTR binding; protein homodimerization activity; translation regulator activity. Gene Ontology annotation, biological process: regulation of modification of synaptic structure; positive regulation of translation; regulation of dendrite morphogenesis.